GAAGAUUUCUGAUUCCUACACUUCGCAGCGAGAAAUGUCCGGCGACUCGACGGUUACGGCCAUGGAGACGACGGAGACGGAGGAAAUGAAUCAUAAUUCCGGUAAAAUUAACUCGAAGGACCCCGAGGCAACAGAUAUGGAGCUCCAGAUUCUGGCAGCUAUGCGAUCCCGCGUAUCAUACCUCACAAACAAAGCAGACUCAUUCACUUUCGAGAGUGUGAGGAGGUUACUGGAGGAAGAUAUGAGAUUGGAGAAAUACGCUUUGGAUGUUCAUAAAAGCUUUGUCAAGGAGCAUUUGGUUCAGUGCUUAGAAGAGGCUGGUAAUGAUGGCGCUUCAGAAAAUUCUCAAGAAACUGAGAAUAAAGACGGUGAGACUCCAGCCAAAGAAGUAGCAAAUGCAUCUGAAGAGCACGAGGAAAUGAACGAUGUAAGGGAAGAAACUGGUGGUGAUGAGAAAACUGUAGCUGGAGAUACGAAAGAUAAGGGGAAUAGAGAAGCCCUGAUGAGUGAUAUAAGGAGAGCACUUCGAAAAAGAGCUUCUUAUAUUAAGGCUAAUUCAGAGAAAAUCACAAUGGGUUCACUUCGUCGACUUUUGGAGGAAGAUCUUGAUUUAGAGAAGGAUUUUCUUAACCCCUUCAAGAAGUUCAUUAACAAAGAAUUGGAUGAAGUACUACAAAUUCCUGAUGCUCCAAAACCAUCGACUAAGCCUAAUGGGAAAAAUCUGAAGAAAAAGGUCAAGAGCACACAAUCUCAGAAGGCAGACAGUGAAGAAAAUUCUGACUCGGAUGCUGAGGACAGUGUGGACGACGAGGAAGUGGCUGUGGAGAAGACUUCGAUGCAGAAAAAAAAACUAUCAAAAUCAGAGGUGAUGGGAAAACGGAAAUGUGAAAAUGACAAACCGGUAUCUGGAAAAAAGAAAGCAAGACAUUCAGAAAUAGAUUCAGAGAACGACAGUGAUGCAGGAGAUAGUGUAAUGAGGGCUGAAAAACCUUUAAAGCUGGCAAAGGAGACUGCAACCCCUGUGUAUGGAAAGCGUGUUGAGCAUCUCAAAUCAGUUAUCAAGUCUUGUGGGAUGAGUGUUCCUCCUGUCAUUUACAGGAAAGUCAAGCAAGCUCCUGAAGAGAAACGCGAGGCAACUUUAAUAGAAGAACUUGAGCAGAUACUUGCCAAAGAAGGGCUCUCUUCAAAUCCCUCAGAGAAAGAUAUCAAAGAAGUGAAGAAAAGGAAGGAUAUAUCAAAAGAGCUUGAGGGUAUUGAUACAAGCAACAUUGUAUCGAGUUCAAGAAGAAGAUCCUACACAAGUUUUGCACCUCCUCCAAAGCCGAUAAUAACAAGCGAGAGCGAGAGUGACGAACCAGAAGAGUCUGAGAAUGGAGAGGAUAACGAAGAAGAAGUAGAGGAGGAAGGUAAUGAAGAAGUUGAGGAAGGAAGCCAAAGCGAAGAAGAAUCAAACAACGAGGAUGAUGGUGGAGAGGAAAGCGAAUGAUUUUGCAUGUUUCCUCUAUGCUUGUCACAGUGUCCUAACGUAAGAAUUCCAUCAUCGAUUCUAGCUUAGUUCUGUAUUAGCUGUACGAGAGUAGUGACAUUUUGUUCCUUUUUUUAUGACUUUUGAAACCCAAGUUGGUUAGAAAAGACAACUAAAGAUUAGGAAGAAUGAAUAUUUAAGCAUAUCAACCAG
Eutrema salsugineum is the source of this 1678-nucleotide messenger RNA. Its product is annotated as HIRA-interacting protein 3. The transcript has 9 exons. Bases 35 to 1486 code for a protein of 483 amino acids. Lineage: Eukaryota; Viridiplantae; Streptophyta; Magnoliopsida; Brassicales; Brassicaceae. The record is from RefSeq and is a predicted model, not a curated record. Gene Ontology annotation, cellular component: nucleus.